Messenger RNA from Caenorhabditis remanei, 693 nucleotides. RefSeq lists its product as uncharacterized. NCBI's taxonomy places the organism in Eukaryota, Metazoa, Nematoda, Chromadorea, Rhabditida, Rhabditidae. The transcript is spliced from 4 exons. The record is from RefSeq and is a predicted model, not a curated record. The coding region runs from base 1 to 693 and encodes 230 amino acids.
AUGCAACUUCUCCUUCUCCUCUCCCUCAUCCUAUCAGCCUUCUCUAUAACUUUUGAUCGUAGCAGUGAUAGCAGUGAAAGUUGCGAAGACACCUCUGAAUACCAUCCUCAUCCCCAUAGGCCACGCCCUCAUAGACCACGCCCACCUCCACACAGACCCCGCCCACCACCAGCAGAGCUCACCAAAUGUCCGGAUACGUGGAUGCUGUUCAGAAGGCCUCAAGGGAAUUGGUGUGUUACUUUGUUUCACAAAUCUCAAACCUGGCAAGGAGCUGAUAACAUGUGUAAAACAUAUGGAGGACGAUUGACUGGAUUGCAGACAGGACAAGAGAGGAUGAGGCUGGCGGAAGCCGCCCGUCGAAUUGUACAACCACUGACACCUCGAAACGCGUCUGUGUGGAUAGGCGCAAGGAGGAAACCGGAAUGCCCGCGAGCUGGUGUAUGCCAGGAUCAGAAUUCAUUCUACUGGACCGAUGGGCACACCACUGGGACUGCCGGUUUCCAAUGGGCGGCUUUUCAACCUGAUGGACUGGUCGAAGGAAAAUUUGGAGUCCAAUCGUGUGCUCGCUUGGCUGUGUUCUCAGGUGGUUCCGCUGCUUCCCCUAGACACGGAGCGUAUGAUGACUAUACUUGUGAAUACUUGCCGUCACGUGUUACACUGGUGGCUUGUGGGAAGAAGGCGACGAGAUACUGA